This is a messenger RNA of Miscanthus lutarioriparius, 531 nucleotides long. NCBI's taxonomy places the organism in Eukaryota, Viridiplantae, Streptophyta, Magnoliopsida, Poales, Poaceae. The record is from the annotation of a GenBank genome assembly.
AUGGCAAGAAGGUCUUGCAAGUUCCUCCUCGCUCUCUUUAUCGCAGCAAUGGCGGCGUCUCCUCUGGCUCUCGCGUACGACCCGAGCCCCCUCCAGGACUUCUGCGUCGCCGACACCGCCUCCUCCGUGUUCGUGAACGGGCUGGUGUGCAAGGACCCAGCGCAGGUAUCCGCGUCCGACUUCGCCUUCUCGGGCCUGCAGAACGCGGGGGACACCACCAACGCGUUCGGCUCCAAGGGGCAGAUGUACGUCGGCUUCCUCGCCACCGACGGCACGCUCUUCGCCAAGGUGCUGUCCAGGGGCGACGUCUUCGUCUUCCCCAAGGGCCUCGUCCACUUCGAGUUCAACUGCGGCGCCAGCCCCGCCGUCGGUAUCGCCGGGCUCAGCAGCCAGAACCCUGGGCUCAUCCGCGUCGCGGACUCGCUGUUCGGUGCCACCCCCGCUGUCUCCGACGAGGUGCUCGCCAAGGCGUUCAGGAUCGACGCCGCCACCGUGCAGAGGAUCAAGGCGCAGUUCGCCACCAAGAAGUAA